AUGCGUCUAAAACAAGUGAUCGCUAGUGACAAAGCCGUCACUGGAGGCGGCGCGCCGGGCGUGGCCGGCGUCAGUCGUACCGCUGGCGGCACGAUACGCGCUCCGCUGCUCCUGACCCUGCUGGACGGCUGCUGGUGCGCGCGGGCGGCACCACCCACCCUCCAGCUGGUGCACGUGCUGUACCGUCACGGCGCCCGCACGCCGAUCAACCCGUAUCCGACCGACCCGAACCGGGGCGCCUGGCCGCAGGGCGACGGUCAGCUGACGAAUGAGGGGAAGCGGAACCAGCUGGAGCUGGGCCGCUACCUGCGGCGGCGGUACGACGGCUUCCUGCCGGCGGCCUACCAUCUCAACUACACGCGCGUCGAGUCGACUGACGUGGACCGCACGCUAAUGUCGGCGCAGGUCAACCUGGCCGGUCUGUACCCGCCGCAGGGCGCUGAUGUGUGGGACGCCCAGCUGGCCUGGCAGCCGAUCCCCGUGCACACGCGGCCCGUGCAGACCGACCUCAAGCUGAAGUCGUACGAAUGGUGCGCCGCCUACCAGCGCGAGCGCGAACGCGUGUUCGAGUCGCCCGAGAUGGCGGCGUUGGUCGCACGGAACGCCGCGCUGUUUGCCUACCUCGGCGAGCACAGCGGCAAGGACGUCACCGACCUUGAGAAGCUCAGCUACCUGUACGACACGCUUUGGAUCGAGGCGUACCACAACCUGACGACGCCGGACUGGGCCUUGGCGCCGCCGCCGGGCGCCACCGCCCCCGCCUUCCCCGACCUGAUGAAGCCGCUGAACGACAUCGAGUUCGGCGUGUUCGGCGCCACGCCGUUGCUACGCCGUCUGGGCGGCGGUCCGCUGCUGAAGGAGAUGCUGGAGAACAUGCAGGCACGAGUGGAUGGCACGCUGCAGCCGCCCAGCCGGAGGAUGUUCAUGUACUCGGCGCAUAAUGUGAACGUCGCCUGUGUCCUCACCACGCUGCAGGUCUACAACGGCCUAGCGCCGCCGCUGUCCAGCUGCCUGUUGGUAGAGCUGCACUCGGACCCGGACGCGGGGCCGCUGGUGCAGCUGUUCUACAGAAACGACAGCUCCACGGAGCCGCACCAGCUGCAGCUGCCUGGCUGCGACGUCAGCUGUCCGUGGAGCGAGUUCGUGCGCCUGACCAAGAACGUGGUGCCCGACGAUGUUGCCGGGAAUGCAAGGACGAAGACGUCUUGCACGGAUGCCAGCCUGUUCCUUCGCAGCCUGCUCUACGAGCACACGGUCUGA
This is a messenger RNA of Pollicipes pollicipes, 1260 nucleotides long. Its product is annotated as prostatic acid phosphatase-like. The transcript is spliced from 4 exons. NCBI's taxonomy places the organism in Eukaryota, Metazoa, Arthropoda, Thecostraca, Pollicipedomorpha, Pollicipedidae. Gene Ontology annotation, molecular function: phosphatase activity. The record is from RefSeq and is a predicted model, not a curated record. Gene Ontology annotation, biological process: dephosphorylation. Bases 1 to 1260 code for a protein of 419 amino acids.